Molecule: messenger RNA, 1760 nt
Organism: Portunus trituberculatus (swimming crab)
Lineage: Eukaryota; Metazoa; Arthropoda; Malacostraca; Decapoda; Portunidae
Product: sex-determining region Y protein-like
Exons: 4
Coding region: 834-1481 (215 amino acids)
Biological process (GO): cell differentiation; anatomical structure morphogenesis; regulation of DNA-templated transcription
Molecular function (GO): RNA polymerase II cis-regulatory region sequence-specific DNA binding; DNA-binding transcription factor activity, RNA polymerase II-specific
Source: RefSeq, a predicted model, not a curated record
GAGAGAGAGAGAGAGAGAGAGAGAGAGAGAGAGAGAAUUACACUCUAUUUUAAACAGAUCAAGACAAAAAAGUAAAAAAGAAGAAUAGUAAAAAAAUAAUAACUUUUUUUUAUAACGUAAGAAACAUUUUCAUGGUUAAAUGUUUCUUUUUCCAUUUUCCACUCAGUGGUGAGUAUUAAUUUUCCAGUAAGCAUCUUAUCACAACUUUUGAGAAACAUUCUUCAUGCAGCUCCGGUACAGUCCAGUGGCAGAGGCUAAGUACAAUAUCAUGUAAUCUUGUGAUCUUUAUUUCCUGUGUUGUGGCAAGGAUUACGACCUUCGAGACCAGUGUUGUGACGCCGCGGGACAUGCCAAUGAAACUGCCUCGCCACGCGCACGCACUAAGCCUGUGGCUGAGGCUGAGGCUGACACACACAUACACACACACACACUGCCACAGGAGCCUAUAUCUUGUGUAAAAUCAUUGCCUCCUUGUUACUGCCACCCACAUUACAGCUUAUCCCUGAGAGAGAGAGAGAGUUGGGGAUGGGAUAGGGGCGGGUGGCCAGUGAUAUGCUAAUGUGCUUCCAGCCGCCUUUAAACUAUCGGCAGGAUUAAACUUUUUUUUCCUUAUGACAUUCACACUGGCAGCCUUAAAUACGCACUCGUGUUCAGCAAGCCAUGCUUUGCAUUACGGCACUGUCCUUACUGACUCCUUAGUGUUGUGCUUAGCUUAUGGUGAACACAUUAUGGCAAGGCGACGAGGCGGCCUCUCCACCAAUGCAGAGGUCACUUCCUGGCUGUGACGGCGUGGUGCAGCAGGUGGUGGCAGCAACAGCAACAGCAGCAGCAGCAUGAACACAAGCGAGGCACACGUCAAGCGUCCACUCAACGCCUUCAUGGUGUGGUCGUGUGUGCGACGCCGCCAGAUCUCCGUGCAGCGGCCAGAGCUGCCCAGCUCAGAAGUCUCCAAGCUGCUUGGCGCCGAGUGGGCAAACAUGACCGACGCUGAGAAGAGUCCCUUCUUUACUGAGUCCAAGAGACUGAGGCUGCUACACCUCAGGAAAUACCCAAACUACAAGUACCGGCCCAGACGCAAAACCAGAAAGCCAGCCGACCACCCCAGCAGACCGUCGGCACAGUUCCCCGUGCUUCAGAGCUUCAAGGAGGGAUUCCUCCCCUUCCUGCCGACGACGCAGCACCCGCUGCGGCCGGUGCCGGACAGCGCCGCAUGUCCCACUAUGUACCCGCUGCGCUGGCCGCAGCUGGACGAGUUGAGCGGUUACCCAGCGGCGUUCUUGGAGUCCUUCCCCACACAACAGUGGAGCGCGUCCCUCCAUCUCCCUGCACCUCAGCUAAUACCGACCUCCUCCUCAUCCUCCUCCUCUUCGCAUAACCUUCCGUCUGACCUCAACCCAAGAGACACGCCUGGCAUCUUCAGGCCGUGGGAGUCAGAGAAGAAAGAAGUGAGCGAGAAUCACCACGCGGCCGCCGGCCAGUGAGCGCUGAGCGGCGCCUGAGUGACAGUGAGGCUGCGGCGCCGGCAAGGUGGCAAGGUGGCAAGGUGCGAGGUGGAGGCAGCUGUGGUGGGCGGCAGAGCCUGAGCCGUUCGCUAUUUGGCGUCUGGUCAGCGCCGUGCAGGCUGGCCAUUCCUCCCUGUGUCACGCCUUCAUUCCGUGGCCCUUGUAAUGCCCUCUUGAUAAAAAAUAAUAUUGACUAUCUGUAGAUAAUAAAAUCAGAUAAAUAGAUGAAGUAGUAAUAAUUAAUUAAUAAUAACAACA